UUUUUCAUUUAUUUCAAGUCAGUAUUCCUUUAAUUUCUUAGUACGAAAUAUGUAAAAGUAUUUUUUCUAAACUCGUGCCUCUUUCUCCGAGUAACAGCUUUGUUUGCUCUAAACAAAUUGUGUAUUAUUAAAGCCAUUCGCGAACUCUCUAAUGACCUACUUAACUGCAUUAUCUUAAACGUCUUCACCUACUGUAAUUGCGCCACUGUUUCAAUUUCUCAGUGGCCACCCACGCUAAAUACGUGUCAAAUUGCUAAUAGCAUUAUCAACUUUCAUUGCAUCAUCGUCAUCAUCACUUGUAAUUAUAGUGUUUGUCCAGGCGACCACCACUUGCUAUAACAAUAAAGCUAUCUGCUACGCUCAUUAACUUAUAACUACUACAAUAUUUAUUCUCGACCUGCUGUUUGUUUGGUCUUGCAUCUCCUCGUUAGAUGGAAUAUAAACAUCUUAUAUGGAAGCAUCGUUUAAUCUGUCGGUACCGUCAAGUAGGUAACAGCGGCGUAGGCGAUGGCGGUACACAUUGCAACGUGCCGAUUCAUAUCCAAGGUCUUUCCUAGUGGAAGAGAACGGAGUUUCCUGCGGCCGCCUAUCUCUCGCGCACACCGACAUUCGCACGUGAACGCACACGCGCCCACGUGUCGCUAUUCUUUGUGUUCAAUCUUUCCUAGCUACCGUUGCGAGGCAUCUUCUUUUUGUGCCGUCCGGUGGCGUUUGAAGUUUGAGCCUCUGAGCGCUUCAUUAUAUAGGCGACGGGCGAUGCGCGCGCUUCGCAGUUAGUUCGCAGUGUGUCACUAGAGCCCGCGAGAGGUGGCCUGCAAGGACUGUACCGCGCCAACCUUUUUUUCUGUGCGUGCGAUGUUUUCACUUUCGUCAUUUUGACCGGGCCAGUUUGAUUUGACGUCGCUCGCGCACGGACGUGCCUAGGUUCCGGCGUUGUGUUAUCCUGUGAUCGCUGGUGCUCCGGAUUGUUUUUGUUUAUAAAAAUAUUUUUGUGAAAAAUAUGGCUGUGAUUAAGUGCUAAUAUGUUCGAUAGUAACAUUCUUUUUAAUUUCUACAAUGAGAUUGCAAAUAGAAGUGCACUACAGUUGGCAAGUGCUGGAAUGAUGGGCGAGGGCCUGCUGACCUUAACGUACGGCAAGCACCACGCCUGCAUCCUGAACGAGGUGGGAGCAGCGUGGCGCGGCGCCCGCUACUCGGACCUAGUUCUGGUCUGCGACGACGCUGUGCCGCUGGCCGCGCACAGGAUCGUCAUGGCAGCUGCUAGCCCGCUCAUCAGGAAAAUACUGGAUGAUACGCCAUCAGUCGAGAAUCCGGUCACGAUUCACAUGUCGGGCAUCAGCAGCACUCUCAUGAGGCAUCUCCUUGUGUUCUUGUACAGUGGCCAAGCCUACAUUGAGUCUGGUGAAAUAGAUGAUAUGCAAGAAUUGUUCGAAUUAUUGGAAAUUAAGUCAGACGUAUGGAAAUCAACAAAGGAGCGCCAGCAAGCUGAAGAAAGAAACAGAUCGUGCGACCGACUCAAGAAGCCCCUGAAGACCGACAUCAACAGCAAUGAGAGCAGUAAACACGAUGCACCCUCAGGAUCUUCACAUUCAGAGAGCGAACUGGUCACUCCUGGCGCGGGAUACAGCAAAGACAAAGGCGACGAAAAUAUGAGUAUAAAGAAAGAAAAUAUGUCAACCAGUAGCAAUGAUGAAAGGGAUGAUGAAGAACAAGACGGAGAAAAUAGAGAUAAGGAAUGCGGACGGCUGAUGGCACGACGAAGAAGUUCAUCAAACCCGGUCAACUUGUCAUUGGCGAGAAAUUCAGAGAACACAGGCAGUGAACACGAUGACUCACAGGACGUGGAUGUAGAAACAGUUGCGGCUAAGAAUAUUGCGAGAAGAAGAUCAACAUCAUCAAGUCAGGACGAUCAACCCCAGGAAACAGUAUACCGGAGACAAUUGCUUAGUGAUCGGUUAGGUCGAGGAAUUGAAAGAGCUAAAAGGAAAUCGCAUUACUUAGAACCACCGGAAUUAGACCUACGGACUGUCAAGUUAGAAGACUACGCACAUCUCAAACCCCCUGAUCAAGAUUUGAUAUCACUGGUUCAGACAUCACCUGAAAACUAUGUGGUGACUCCCCAUCGAAAACGAAGACCUGGCUUUCACAACUCACCUUCGCAGAAUCCUCCGUUUGUCUCAUUCCCUCCCAGCUACUUAGAAGAAAUGGCUCACCUCCGGUAUACACAAGGACCUGGCAGCGCUGUUGCUGUUGCCGCCAGCGCUCGACUUGGAGUACUGCACCCGCUCAGUACUUCGGCGCCACCGUACUUACCCGAAAGGAGUGCUACUCCACCCACUGCCACGCACGAAGAUGCUCUCAAAUACCGACCUCCCAGUGCCGGGUCGUGGGGCCCUUGGCUCUGUCAACCGCAAAUGGGCGGAGACGAAUCAUCCGCGACCGAACACGAUCAAAGUUCCAGUAAACAGGCACCGGUUCGAGAAUAUCGUUGCGAAUAUUGUGGAAAGCAAUUCGGUAUGUCGUGGAAUCUCAAGACUCACUUACGGGUGCACACCGGAGAGAAACCAUUCGCUUGUCGACUCUGCGUAGCUAUGUUCAAACAAAAGGCUCACUUGCUGAAACAUUUAUGCUCGGUGCAUCGCAAUGUGAUAUCGUCUAGCGAGAACGACGGGCGGACCAACACGCCCGGCAGGUUUAAUUGCUGUUUCUGCCAGCUGACUUUCGAGGCGUUACCAGAACUCAUCAGACAUUUGUCAGGGCCACACAACAGUUUGCUACUCAGCAAAAACUUACACGAAUGACGCUCGCUCACGUGACGCAGGCGCACACGUGUUUUUGGACUUUAAAAACUUCUUCUCUCAUUGUGAGAGUUCAAUUGUGAUAUGUGUUUAAGAAGGAUUUAUUGUUAAGUGUUUAGAUUUAGGACAUGUGAUAUCGCAGAGCGAUACUCAUGGCGAGGCAUUCGCAGAAGGUUGCUGCGGGUGAUGAUGAUGACUAAUUUAAAAAAAUCACAUGUUUGCCGAAUGGGUCCAAAUUGUUAUAAUUUGUUUAAAAAUUAUAAUCCGGGACCAACACCUUCCAAGAUAGUAUUUAUUUGAAAGAUGUAUUUCAUUAGGGUAAAUAUUAUUAAAAGCCACCGACACAUUAAUUCCUUAAGCAUAGAAAAUAGACAUAUUUGUCAAAGAAAAGUUGCGAAGUAUGUAAGACCUUAAUAAAUAACGUCACAUAAACUACCUCCUAAUUUAAAUCAGUAUCUUGAUGAAUCUUCUGUGGCGUUAACAAGGGUUCGUAUUGACUUUAUACUUGUAACAAGUAUACAGUCAAUAGAUCUAGUCAGAAUUGGAACUAAGAAUUAGGACAGUUGUAAGUUAAGCACAUUUUAUCAUUGAUAUCAAUUUUGCCGUCGUCCAUAUUUUGGUGCUUCCUGUAAAAUAUUUGCUGUCACUGUUACAUCUCUUCGAAUUGUACCAUUAAAAUUUAGUUAGCUUUAGUCUCAGUGUUUUUAAUUCCCAUUACGUUCCAAACAAUCUGACUUGACAUUUCGCAGCUUUUUACGACAUUUUCAAUCUCAAUAUUAGGUUUUAUCAUUUUAUGUUGUUGUGAAAAAAAAAAUGUGUUCGUAAUAAUAUAUUUUAUAGUUUGCACAUCCUUCCAUUCGUUCGUGCCGAAUUUUGCAAUGUGGAUAAGCACCAAAGAUUUGUAAAGCAAUGAAAAUGUUUUGGUGUACAAUUAAGAGAAAUUAAAGGGACCUGAAAUGAUUUUGAUUUUGUUUAACUUAAAGUAUGUAGGAACCAAUUAAAUAAUCUCAUCUGUAGUUACUAACGUUCAACUUUCUGUAACCACUUUCGUAAUUCCGUUGCGAACUUUAUUGUAAAGCUUAAAUGUCUUCUUAUUUUUGGAUUAAUUUACUUUAGUGUUAAUACGAAGCUUACCAGGCAUUAUUUUCAAAUGAAUAUUUUUAUCUACUAGUACUUUAACUUUAUUUAAAAAUCUUCGAAACUUAUUUUCGAUGUCGCUUUUUAUCGAACACGUUACUGUGGCCAGUUAUAUUAAAGCUAUUAUUGUAGUGAAGGCUGGAUGUUCAAUCUUAAUUAAGGCUUCUAUUAUACAAAGUAUACAAAAUUAGUGAUCGAUUGUUUCGAAAGUAUGAUGCCAAAAGUUAUUUUUUUGUUAUUGAUCAAUACAGUACAUUGUAUUGUGCUCCUCGAUUCAUUUGCUGAAGCUAUUUUAUCGGGUUGUUAUUUUCAUCGUACUAUUGUGAUACGAUUUCGUCUUUGUUCAAAUAUUGCAUUGAUAUAUAAACCUGAAUAUGGUAGUCAGUAUUCGGUAACAUGGAUUCUUUAUACUUUCAUUGUUCAUCAGUGCUUGUACCGUUAAUUUUAGGUAUGGAAGUCCAUGUUUUAUUGUGGAUGGUUGAUACUUGUCUGUCAACAUUGUUACCAUGGUAACCAGUCAUGAUGACAAACUCAACACAAAGCCUCGGGCUCUUUAGAAAUAUACUAGUUCAAAGUAUAAUUCUGGGUCAGAAUAUUGUUUUAAUGCAACUAGAGGAACAAAGUCGAAACCCGAUAAAGUUAGCUUAAGUAAGUCAGAUCGAAACUGAACUUAUUAAAAAAAAAUAUCUUCCGUAAUACUCAUUUUGUACAAUCCGUUUAUACGUACUUUUAUUUGGGAUUCCAUUAUUUUUUUUAUAUUUUCAUUCAUGCGGAUACUUGUCAAUGCAAUUAUUGUUGUUAAUUGUUUACUUGAAUAAAACUAAAGUUACCAACGAGUUGUUCAAAACAUAGAGUAAACUAAGAAAUUGUCGAGUUGCUUUAAUGUCUUUUCCGAACGUUACCUAUUAUACCUGAUUUUUGUCGUUUUUUCGUGUGUUAUAUUCGUCGUCGAUAUUGACGUAAUUAAUAAUUGGGGAACAAUUUAAUUAUAAGGAUUGUGAUUUCAAGGAAUCGUUUAGGUUUAUUCUAUGUGAUAAUUGUCUGUUUUGUCUUAAGUAGGCACGUUGAGAACGCUGUCUUCCAUUGCGUUUUCCAUUUUUUAAUCUUCGGUUUUGAUACACGUGAACGCGUUCGUAAUAAACGUAGCUUAAUCACUACACCAAACGGACUCUGUUGUUUUGCAGUAUUGUACUUAAGUACAAUCUACAAUUAUUGCUACACAGGUUCCAGCGUGUUGCGUGUACCAAUGCUGUUUCGUGUAAAUAGAAAAUUAGAAUUAAGUCAACGAUGCAUGACAAAAUAAAUCGUCCACAAACACCGCUGCCUACCCUAUACGUAACUUGAACAAAUUGUAUUUUUAUAAAUAUUUUCUUCGGAACCAACUUGUAGAAUAGGAUCGAUGUGAUAUUAUCUCGGCGAAUGUCGGAAUUGCCUUAAAAUUAAAUAUCAAUGCAAGUAGGUUUUACUUAUACGUAAACUGUGUUUCUUAGAUAUUAAGGCUAACUAAUAUUAUUACAACGCGUGAAAGUCCUAAGGACGAGUAGACGCUACUUACAGAUUUUGCUCUCCGGAGAAUGGUCUCUGGUUAUUGUCAAACGAUGAAUGAUAUUAAAUAUUACGAAAUUCGUCAAAUUGCAACUUAAAUAACGCGAACAAAUGUGUAAAGUUUUUACAACGGUACAUAUCUAGGAAACACCAAAAAACCGAUUCGAAAUAUUAAUUUGUAUGAAAACAUGACGUUGUUAAGAAUAAAAAAAAUGUGUAAAUAGUAACUAGUUGUAAGUUUAAUGGUUAAUAAAGCUUAACUUAAUCUUGUUGAACUUGAAUAUUGAUUUUUCUCUGUUAAUUGUAAAUUAAAAGGUAUUUGAUAAGUUUUCACAUACUUGUACAAUUUUAUGUAGAUAUUGUUUAGAAAAUAACAUUCUGUAAAAAUGUGUUCUUACCGUACGUUAGUAAAUUAAAUAACGAGAAUAUUUUAGUUACACACUC
Molecule: messenger RNA, 5924 nt
Organism: Trichoplusia ni (cabbage looper)
Lineage: Eukaryota; Metazoa; Arthropoda; Insecta; Lepidoptera; Noctuidae
Gene: ken
Product: transcription factor Ken
Exons: 5
Coding region: 1023-2801 (592 amino acids)
Biological process (GO): regulation of transcription by RNA polymerase II
Cellular component (GO): nucleus
Molecular function (GO): RNA polymerase II cis-regulatory region sequence-specific DNA binding; DNA-binding transcription factor activity; protein binding
Source: RefSeq, a predicted model, not a curated record